Nannospalax galili (Upper Galilee mountains blind mole rat) is the source of this 1619-nucleotide messenger RNA. It is a transcript of the gene Emc10, whose product is annotated as ER membrane protein complex subunit 10. The transcript has 7 exons. Lineage: Eukaryota; Metazoa; Chordata; Mammalia; Rodentia; Spalacidae. The record is from RefSeq and is a predicted model, not a curated record. Gene Ontology annotation, cellular component: EMC complex. The annotation marks the transcript as partial.
GCCGAGGCUACGCGGCUGCUCGUGCUCUUGCUGCUGGCGGCUGCGGCGCCCAGUAGGGCCCGGGGCAGCGGCUGCCGAGCAGGAACCGGCGCGCGCGGGACUGGGGCUGAUGGCCGUGAAGGCGAGGGCUGUGGCACUGUGGGACUGCUGCUGGAGCAUUCCUUUGAGAUUGAUGACAGCGCCCACUUCUGGAAGCGCGGCUUGCUGCUCUGGAACCAGCAGGAUGGCACGUUGUCCCUGUCACAGCGGCAGCUCAGCGAGGAAGAGCGGGGUCGGCUACGGGAUGUGGCUGCCCUCAAUGGCCUCUACAGGGUCCGGGUCCUGAGGCGGCCCGGGGCUCUUGAUGGUUCAGAAGUCAGUGGCUAUGUGUCUUCCUUUGUCCCUGCGUGCUCCCUGGUCGAGUCCCACCUCUCAGACCAGCUGACCCUGCAUGUGGACGUGGCCAGCAACGUGGUGGGUGUGUCUGUGGUGACGCACCCAGGGGGCUGUCAGGGCCACGAAGUAGAGGAUGUGGACUUGGAGCUGUUUAACACCUCUGUGCAGCUGCGGCCACCAGGCACAGCCCCAGGCCCUGAGACUGCCGCCUUCAUUGAGCGCCUAGAGAUGGAGCAGGCCCAGAAGGCCAAAAACCCCCAGGAGCAAAAGUCCUUCUUCGCCAAAUACUGGAUGUACAUCAUUCCGGUUGUGCUGUUCCUUAUGAUGUCGGGAGCGCCAGAUGCUGGGGGCCAGGGCGGCAGUGGCGGCGGCGGCGGCAGUGGAGGCGGCGGGGGUGGUGGCCGGUGAGCAGCUGUGCCACCCAGAAACCUUGGCUAAGGAGCUACUGUCCCUCCCUGCCCGAUCCUGAAUGUGAUAGGCUGUCUCUCCCCAGGAGCCUUUCUCCCCAGCCUUUGUUCCUGUCGGUGGAGGGCUGGCAGAUAGAGUGCCUCCUUGCAGCCCCCUCGGGCCCACUGGCUCCCCUUGCCCUGGUGCUGGAAUCCCAGCCUGGGCAGCUGUGCCCUGCUGUGUCCCUCAGUGUCCCUGUGUGCCCCCGACCCGCCCCACCGUGUAGUCUAGGAACAUGCCAAACUCUCUCCAGCCUCUGUGCCUUUACCCCCGGCCCCCAGUGCAUCCUCACUCUUGGGCUCCUUGCCAAGGAUGUGGCCUAGAGGCAGUGCUGGCAGCCAGGUAUGACCUCUGCCUGCCCAGCAUGCCGCAGGCCUUUUAUGGCAUUCAGGGCUCUUUGACCCAUUCCUUGGUGCCCCAGAAAAUCAACCCCGCAGUCCCACCAUGAGCCCCUGCCCAGUCCUCUCUGUCCCCAGACAUCCCACCCUGAAUGCAGCACCAGGAGAGGACUCUGGGCCCCACUGUUAGUCCUGUCUGUCUAUGAAUGUGCGCUCUUGGGGUCUGCAUGCACAUUUUGAAAACGCCCCGCUUUCUAUUUAUGAACGCGCACUCUUGGGGUCUGCAUGCACGUUUUGAAAACACCCGCUUUCUCUGGCUGCAUGACAGCUGUUGCACACGGCUUGUUGGUGCUUCAGUGCAGGGAUACGAUAUUUUUCAGGAACUGGCCACAGGCGCUGUGAUCGCUGUGGCCCCAGCUGUGUGUGUGGCUGUUGAUUAAACUGUUCCCCAAACAGCCA